Messenger RNA from Erythranthe guttata (spotted monkey flower), 2327 nucleotides. Its product is annotated as alpha-1,6-mannosyl-glycoprotein 2-beta-N-acetylglucosaminyltransferase. Lineage: Eukaryota; Viridiplantae; Streptophyta; Magnoliopsida; Lamiales; Phrymaceae. The record is from RefSeq and is a predicted model, not a curated record.
ACAAGGCUUAAUUCUGAGGAGUGGAAUUAGCAAUUUCAGGAGUGUCAAUAUCAAUUUCUCUGUCACGUUCUUCAUCCACCCGGUUAAUGCCACCCCCACUGUUCCUGACUCAUUCCUCUUCAUCAGUACACUCAAUUUUAACUCCUGAUCGUUUCUUCAAAUUUGCUCUCCUUUACAUGAAAACCGCCUGAAAUUGCGAACGUAAAAAUUUCCUGAUUUUGUUGUUAUCACCACCGGAACUGUACCAAUGGAGAACUCCGGGAGCCAUCCAGAGGUGGUGGUACCGCCAGUCGAGGGUUUUGCUGGCGGUGGAACGGCAUAUGGAUGGAGUGAAACUGGUACACGGGAUUCAAAUUUACCUACCGGUUCAAUUGAUCCCCUGAAAGUUCAUUCUUCAGAAUUAGUGCAUGUAUGGUGCAUGCCUAGCUCGGCUAAUGUUGGGCCGCAGGAUAUGCCUCGUACAUUGGAACCUAUAUCUCUUCUAGCAGCGAGAAAUGAGAGGGAAAAUGUCCAGAUAGCUAUACGUCCAAAAGUUUCUUGGGCUGAAUCUAGUAUUGCCGGAACUGUGCAGAUUCAGUGUGCUGAUCUUUGCUCCACUUCUGGUGAUAGAUUGGUAGUUGGUGAGUCAUUGAAGGUGAGGCGCGUGGUGCCUAUUUUAGGUAUUCCAGAUGCUCUUGUACCUCUUGAAGUGCCACUGUCUCAAUUGACCCUUUUUCCUGGGGAAACAUCUGCGAUUUGGGUUUCAAUUGAUGUCCCAAACACACAGCCCCCUGGUCAGUAUGAAGGAGAAUUCAUAAUUACUGCUACCAGAGCUGACACAGAAUUUACAGCACAAUGCCUGGGUAAAGCUGAGAGGAAUCAACUGUACCAAGAAUUAAGGAGUUGUCUUGAUUUUGUGGAGCCCAUUGAUGGAAAAUCAUUGGACGAAGUGCUAGAGAGAAUGAAAUCUGCAUCUUCAUCCUUGAGAAGAGUGCUUCUGUCCCCACCGUUUUCGGACUUAUAUUCAGAUGAUGGAUCAGUAGAUAUGAUGGACGAGGAUGCCAUUUCGAACCUUUCUGUCCGGGUGAAGAUAAGUUUAACUGUCUGGGAUUUUGUUCUUCCAGCUACGCCUUCUCUUCCAGCCGUUAUUGGUAUAUCUGAUACAGUAAUUGAAGACCGUUUUGGUGUUGAGCAUGGAAGUAGCAAGUGGUAUGAGGCAUUGGAUCAGCAUUUCAAGUGGCUGCUUCAAUAUAAAAUUAGCCCAUUCUUUUGCAGGUGGCGUGAAAAUAUGCGAGUUCUGACUUACACAUGUCCAUGGCCAGCUGAUCAUCCAAAAUCAGAUGAGUACUAUUCUGAUCCCAGGCUCGCAGCAUAUGCUGUACCAUAUAGUCCCAUUGUCUCCUGUGGCGAUACAGCGGAGGGAUUUCUGCAAAAAGAAGUUGAGAUAUUAAGAACAAAGAAUCAUUGGAGAAAAGCCUACUUCUAUUUAUGGGAUGAGCCCCUGAACCUUGAACAUUAUCAAGCUAUCCGUAACAUGGCCAGUGAGGUUCAUGCUUACGCACCUGAUGCCCGUAUUAUGACAACUUACUAUUGCGGUCCAAGUGAUGCACCCCUGGCUUCUAACAACUUUGAGGCCUUUCUUAAAGUUCCAGAGUUUCUUCGCCCUCACACCCAAUUAUAUUGCACAAGUGAAUGGGUGAUAGGCAACCGUGAAGAUCUGGCGAAGGAUAUAAUAGCAGAAAUUCAGCCUGAAAAUGGUGAGGAGUGGUGGACGUAUGUAUGCAUGGGACCAUCCGAUCCUCAACCUAAUUGGCACUUGGGCAUGCGAGGCACACAGCACCGUGCGGUGAUGUGGCGUGUAUGGAAAGAAGGUGGGACCGGCUUCCUCUAUUGGGGUGCCAAUUGCUAUGAACGGGCAACAGUUCCUAGUGCUGAGAUUAAGUUUAGGCGUGGACUUCCACCAGGUGAUGGAGUGUUGUAUUACCCUGGACAGGUGUUCUCAUCUUCACACGAACCUGUUGCUUCGUUACGAUUGGAGCGCCUUUUAAGUGGUCUACAGGAUAUCGAAUAUCUCAAGCAUUACUCUUCGAGAUUCGGUAGAGAAGAAGGGCUUAAUCUUUUGGAAAAGACGGGCAUGUAUCUAGGUCCCGAGAGGUACACUCAUGACCACAUGCCGAUCGAUAUUAUGCGGGGCGAAGUUUUCAGGACAUGCCAAUCUCAAAGUAACUUCUAAUUCUAUCUUUUAUUUCUCCAACUUAUAAACCAUUUUUUUUUUCCAGCAUGUUUUUAGUUUUUGAUACACUCUGAAAUCCUGCAUUUACUGCUUCAGUAGAGAUGAUAUAUACAUA